Helobdella robusta is the source of this 2786-nucleotide messenger RNA. RefSeq lists its product as hypothetical. Bases 594 to 1928 code for a protein of 444 amino acids. The record is from RefSeq and is a predicted model, not a curated record. The transcript is spliced from 3 exons. NCBI's taxonomy places the organism in Eukaryota, Metazoa, Annelida, Clitellata, Rhynchobdellida, Glossiphoniidae. Gene Ontology annotation, biological process: mRNA stabilization. Gene Ontology annotation, molecular function: RNA binding; poly(A) RNA polymerase activity.
UGGAAACAAAUUUUGGCUCGGGCGAUUAUUUUAAAGAAUCUACUAGGCAUUAAUUGUCGGGUUUUAGUAAUUAAAUCGAUAAUUAGUGAUUAAUUAUUGUUAAUUAAUUAAUUAGUUAAUUAAUUACGUCAAUAAUUAGUAAUUUAAAUCACUUUUUCAUAUUAUUAAAUUGUAUUUAAAUUAUAUUGUUAAAGUAUAGAACACUUAGUAUCUUAAAUUUUAAACGUUGGCGAAGUUUUAAGGUAGCGUUGUUUUUUAUUAAAAACAGUUGGACAUGAAUUUGUAACAGUUUGAUAAGUCAAUUUUAGUAUUUUAGAGUUAUUAAUUUAACCGAAUCGACCAGUUUGAUAACAAUUUAAAUUUAAAAUUAAAAAGCCUGGGUAGAGUAAGAAUUGAACUGUACUACAGCGCGUCAAGUUUUUUCUAGUUGAAAAAUUUGCUAGGUAAUUUUGUAAUUCGCGUUUUAAUUAAGUUUUAUAACUUCCACAAUUGUCUUUUUUGUGCUAAUUAGUCAGAAAAUAGCGAAAACUACUACAUCUCAAAUAGUGGUCUCUCAUUCAUUGUAUUUCUACCACGACCCAGCGACAAUCACAAUGGAGGAACAGCAGCAGCAACAACAGCCACAGAGGUCAAACAGUCCAACUGCAAACGUCAUCCAGAAGUUGAAUUACGACCAAAUCAACCGACUGGACCAAAUAAUCGGAUCAACCUUCGACGUACACGGACAUUCGGGUUUAGGAUAUCCCAACUUGAGCAUAAAAGCUAAGGAAUUGAUCGUGGCCGUCCGUGAUAAACUCGUAGAGUCCGGAUUCCACCUGAAAGAUAUCAGAGUGAACGGAAGUGUUGCCUUGACGGUUGUCGGUGGGGACAGGUGUCAAAUAUACAACGACCUAGAUGUCUUGUUUAACUUAAGUCCAACUCAUGAACCGGGAGAAAAUCCUCGAAAUGACAGAGUGAGAUUUGAAAACAUCAGACGAUGCGCGCUAGAGACACUUUUCCGGUUCCUCCCUGAAGAUCUUAUACAGGCCAACCCAUCUCUGAACACUGAAAAUUUGUCUGAUGGCUAUGUGCAAAAGUGGGUAAAGAUUCAAAAUGGCAAUGUUGAUUCUUGGGCACUGUUUGGAUUGCGAAACGAAAAUGGUCGCAACAUCGAGUUGAAGUUUGUAGAUAAGAUGAGGCGUAAGUUCGAAUUCAGCAUCGACUCCUUCCAGCUCGUCAUCGAUGAUUACCUCAAAUGCAAAGAUUUAUUUUCCGAUUCGACGAUGAUGAGGCCAAAAAUAUUUCCAACAGUUCCCAUAGAGAGUGUCUAUGGUGAUUACGAGGCAGCCAAAAAACAUCUAGAGAUGAAACUGAUUGUCACUCGCAACCCAGAGGAGAUCCGAGGUGGAGGACUGCUGAAGUACUGCCUGCUGCAAAGUUGUGGCUACCAGGAUGAAGAUCUGGAGCAGAUGCGGGCGGUGAAGAAGUACAUGUGCUCAAGGUUCUUCAUCGACUUUCCAGAAGUUGAGAAGCAAAAGACCCAGUUGGAAAGUUACCUGCAGAAUCAUUUCAACACCCGCGAGCACAUGAAGAGUCCGUUCUUGUUAAACGUCAUACACUUUGUGGACGAACAUGCCACGUGCCUGGCGACAAGGGAAAAAAUGAAGACACUGGAUAUGAUCAAGAUGAAGAUGACCGACUUCACCUACCAAGCUGCCAUCAACCAAUUGGGUACCGAUGAUUAUUCAGCCUCGGCCACGCUUGGUAUGCUGGCCAGGUAUCCGCGCUACUACUAUCCAUUUCUCAACACUUCCCCCUACUACCACCAACAGCAGCAGUAUUAUUAUCCACCGCCGCAGCAGACACAGCAGCUUCUACCACACCAGCAGGUUCCUCUCAUGAAUUUCUGCUAUGCAACUCCUGUCCUUCCAACUGCUGCUAUUUCGUGACAACAACUGCAACAACAACAUCAAUACCAACAACAACAACAUCAACAACAACACAAACCUCAAUACCAACAACAGCAUCAAUAUCUACCAAAUAAUAGUCAGCCAUUGUUUGAUCGGUCAACCAGCUGAUCAGCCAGCUAGCUUCUCAGAUGAAUUCUAAUUAAUCAUGUUAAAACAUCAGCAAAUAUUUCUCCAUUCAUUCGUUUUGUUUCGAUCAUCUCAUCGAUGGGUCGAUCAAUCGAUCGCGGUGUUUUCAUUCAUUCAUUCAUCUAUUCAUUCACUCUCUCGUUGUGGUCAUGCACACUGUCAUCUUCCUCUUCGUCUCCAGUGAUUGUGCCAUGUUGCUCCAGCAAGCUUACUACUCUCACUCAGUCUCAAGUUACUUACAACUAAGUAACAUUUAAGUAACCUCCAGUUUAAUCAAUUUUUUUUUUUCUCAUAAUUUAAAUUUUCUUCGACGAUGACCGAACCUGCAAGCAAGCAAGCAAAAAAACCUACAUAAACCGAUGAAAAUUGUUAUAAAAAUAACGUGCUAACAUACUGAAGCGUGUAUAUAAUAUGUAUAUAUAUAUAUUUUCUCAUUUGCUUUGUCAUUACUUAAGACGUUUCCAUGUAUUUAAUACAUUUUUUUAUGUACAAAAAGUGGUAUCUUUGUAUGUAUAUGUAUGUACAGAAACUUGUGUUUGUAUGUAUAUAUAUAUAUAUAUAUAUAUAUAUAUAUAUAUAUAUAUAUAUAUAUAUAUAUAUAUACAAACUUGUGUUUGUAUACAAACUUGUGUAUAUAUCUGUAUGUAUAUGUAUGUAUACAAACUACUCAGUGUAUAUAUUUGUAUGUUUUGUAUGUGUGUACAUUAUUAU